Molecule: messenger RNA, 1063 nt
Organism: Tachysurus vachellii
Lineage: Eukaryota; Metazoa; Chordata; Actinopteri; Siluriformes; Bagridae
Product: cathepsin L-like
Exons: 6
Coding region: 1-831 (276 amino acids)
Biological process (GO): immune response
Cellular component (GO): lysosome
Molecular function (GO): cysteine-type endopeptidase activity
Source: RefSeq, a predicted model, not a curated record
AUGGCUCCCUUCCUCAACAGCGUCAGCACUUCGGUGCGGAGGACCUGGGCGUCGUCCGGCUCUACCAAAGUGGGAAUCACCCCGCGAAAACGCGGGGGUCUCCGGGCGAACUGCAUGCUUUGCGUGGACGCAACAACGAUGGGCCCAGGUCGCAUAGCCAGCAGGCGAGAGAGCUUCUGGGGUGGUCCGGCCACUGGAGCACUGGAAGGUCAAACAUACAAGAAAACUGGGAAACUGGUGCCACUUAGCAAGCAGCAGCUGGUAGACUGCACUACAAAAAACAGGGCCUGCAACGGUGGCUCGAGGAACUUGGCCUUUGAAUAUGUGAAAGAAAAUAAAGGAAUAAACACAGAGGAAUCCUACCCCUAUGAAGCCAAGAAUGGAUCUUGCAGAUAUAAUCCAAACACUGUUGGAGCCACCUGCGAUGGCUAUAGGGACAUAAACAGUGUAGAUGAGUAUGCUUUGAAGGAAGCUGUGGCCACCAUGGGACCCAUUUCUGUCGGCAUAGAUGCAAGCAACAAAUCCUUCAAACUCUAUGCAUCAGGCAUAUAUGAUGAACCUUAUUGUAGCAGCUCUAAACUGAAUCAUGGUGUCCUGGUUGUUGGUUAUGGCACUGAUGAUGGAAAGGAUUACUGGCUGGUUAAGAACAGCUGGGGUCUCAAUUGGGGAGAUAAAGGCUAUAUCAAGAUGUACAGGAAUAAGGACAACCAGUGUGGUAUUGCUACACAAGCCAGCUAUCCACUGGUUUACAAUAAAACUCAGCGUGUUCAAUGUGAAGCUUGCUCUGUCAUCUUUAUGCUGGGACGUUUAUUGUUGGGUUUCUUUUACUGAGUGAUUGGAAAGCAUUGUGGAAAUAUAAUAAUUGACACGAAUUGUAAAAUAGUAAAAAUAUCAAAUUGGCUGUCUCGGUUGUUGUCUUGGCGGUUAAUUAAUUUUUGAUCCCGCUAGGCUAAAAUAUUGAGCAUUACAUUUACAUUUCUUGCAUUUAGCAGAAAAAAAAAACCAUUUUAAUGGUCUAUUUAAAGCUGGUUGUAAUGAAACAUGAAGUUCCUUGGCAUACUAC